Molecule: messenger RNA, 1831 nt
Organism: Chanos chanos (milkfish)
Lineage: Eukaryota; Metazoa; Chordata; Actinopteri; Gonorynchiformes; Chanidae
Product: male-specific lethal 3 homolog
Exons: 14
Coding region: 21-1679 (552 amino acids)
Biological process (GO): chromatin organization; regulation of DNA-templated transcription
Cellular component (GO): NuA4 histone acetyltransferase complex; MSL complex; nucleus
Source: RefSeq, a predicted model, not a curated record
CUGAACGCCAUGAUGAACAAAUGAACUCUCGGGGAAUGAAAUUUAAAUUCCAUAAAGGAGAAAAAGUUCUCUGUUUCGAACCUGAUCCAUCAAAGGCCAAAGUGCUCUAUGAUGCAAAGGUUGUUGAUAUUGUAAUCGGAAAAGAUGACCGGGGAAAGAGAGUCCCGCAAUAUUUGAUUCACUUCAAUGGUUGGAAUAGAAGUUGGGAUCGCUGGGCUGCAGAGGACCAUGUGCUCAGAGAUACUGACGAAACUCGCAAAUUACAACGUAAACUGGCGCGCAAAGCUUUGGCUCGCAUGAGGAGAAAGGGAUGGAGGAAGCGACGCUGUCGUUUGCCAGGUGUUAACUCGGUGUUAAAGACCCUCCCAGAAGAGGAAAGGGAGGAAAGCGACGAUGCUUCUGUGAUCUCGUCAUCUGGGGAAAGUGGCGAGGAAGAUUCAGAAGAUCCGGAGUCCUUAAAAAGUGAAGACAGUGACUCGUCUGAGGAUUUGAGAGAGAUGGUAAUUUUGGGCAGUAGGGAAGAACAGGAUGGCCACACCAAGAGAGAGAGUGAGGACAAGACCGUCACUAUAAACAUAGACAUCCCUGAGGUCCUCAAGAAGAAACUGGAGGAUGACUGCUACUACAUCAACAAGAGAAAAAAGCUGGUGAAACUUCCAUCCCAGAUGAAUAUAGUGACAAUCCUGGAGUCCUAUGUGAAACACUUCACCAUAAAUGCUGCUUUCUCCGCCAACGAGCGAUACAGACAUCCGCAGAGCUCCACGCAAUCCAACCUGAGUCCCCACUACGUUCCACCUGAGAAGAAUGAGGAGCUUUGUAAGGAAAUGGUGGAUGGUUUGAGGAUCACCUUUGACUUCACCCUCCCUUUGAUCCUUCUGUACCCCAAUGAGCAGGCUCAGUUCAAGAAAGUCAGCUCCUCCAAGUUCUUCUUGCCAAUCAGCGACAGUGCAGCUUGCUCCAGUAGGACGCUCCGCGAGCGUUCGCCCAGCCCCGGCUUGAACCCCGCCACCCCCCAGUCGACAGACAGCCAGCCCGCGCUCAGCGAAACCUCGACCGCCCCCGUCUCCACGGCGACCACGCCCAAGCGUCGCCGCUGCACCAACCCCGACGCCGACGCCACCCAGUCGCUGCGUCGCUCCACCCGCAACACCUCCGGAGGAGACCGAACGGCGGAGGGAGGAGGAGGAGGAGGAGGGAGCAGCUGCAGCGCCUCACCCCAACCCAAACGCCGCCUCACUGAUGCCCCUACGCCUCUUCCCAAGUUCUUCCUCAACUUGGAAAAACGAACACCAGUCCACAGCGGCUCCUCUUCUCCGCUGCCCCUGACGCCGAGUAAGGACGGCAGCGGCAUUUUCUCCGGGCUGGAGAGCAGGAGGAACAAUGAACUGAACGAGGUGCUGAGUUGGAGGCUAACACCUGAUAACUAUCCUCAAAGUGACCAACCUCCACCUCCUUCAUAUCUGUAUGGGUCACAGCACCUCCUCCGACUCUUCGUGAAGCUUCCGGAAAUUCUGGGGAAAAUGCACAUACCCGAGAGGAACCUGCGGGCACUGGUGAAACAUCUGGAGCUUUUUCUCAGGUUCCUGGCGGAAUUUCACGAGGACUUUUUCCCGGAGUCGGCGUACGUGUCCGCGACCGAAGCCCACUAUUCCAUGAAACAGCCGCGGCCUGUCUAUUGAGGAGGGGACCUGUCCCCCCCCCACCCCGGCGUUUUGGAGCGUCUGUUCCCCAGCUCUUAUAGAGUUCCCCUGCCCCUCUGCAUCGCCGCUGGUCUUUCCACGUUGAGCAAAGUUUUCUUUGUGCUUCUUACUGUGUCAGCAGCUGAUCUUUU